AUUUUUCUCCUUAUUAAAAUUGUAUCCUCAUGGCUGACCUAUACUUUUGUGAAAGUCCAUGUUGAAACAACAUGAAAUGCCAUUUGGUAAGUUAAUCUUAAAAAUUAGGAUUGAAUAUGUCAUCUAAUCUUCUUUUGCCCUAAAAAUUUGCAUCCACUGGUCCUUAAACAGGCAUAGCAUAAUGAU
Paramecium octaurelia is the source of this 186-nucleotide messenger RNA. NCBI's taxonomy places the organism in Eukaryota, Ciliophora, Oligohymenophorea, Peniculida, Parameciidae. The record is from the annotation of a GenBank genome assembly.